Molecule: messenger RNA, 1140 nt
Organism: Nicotiana tabacum (common tobacco)
Lineage: Eukaryota; Viridiplantae; Streptophyta; Magnoliopsida; Solanales; Solanaceae
Product: ethylene-responsive transcription factor 3-like
Biological process (GO): regulation of DNA-templated transcription
Molecular function (GO): DNA-binding transcription factor activity; DNA binding
Source: RefSeq, a predicted model, not a curated record
CCGCCCCCGUGUUUCCCAAACAUAUCUCCCAAUCCAAAUUUAACAAAACCUAAUUUCAAAAUCUUCUUUUUAUGGAUAGCCGGCGAGAAAGUUCAAAAAUCCCACAACAGCGAUAAUAGCUAAAGAUCAAAUCUUUACGCCAAAAAUUUGAUUUUAAUCAAUCGGAGAUGCGCCAUCGGAAGUCAUCAGAGGUAAAUAGACUAGGAUCGGACAUCCUUAAACGACCCGAAACCGACCCGCCUCGUUAUCGGGGCGUACGUAAACGGCCAUGGGGCCGAUUUGCUGCGGAGAUUAGAGAUCCGAUCAAAAAGACUCGAGUUUGGCUUGGCACCUUCGAUACAGCUGAAGAUGUUGCACGCGCUUACGAUGAUUCUGCAUGCGCUCUCCGUGUACCUAAAGCCAAAACUAAUUUCCCUAAUUUAGCAGCUAUAACAACACAACAGGAUAAUAAUCCUUAUGGAUUGAAUCAAUUUGAGCUUUUUCCUAAUUCGAGACCGGCUUCUAGCAGCAUGGGCAGCAUGCUGGAAUCUUCUAGUGGGCCUCGUGGAUCGGGUAAUAAACUGAUCCGGAUAAAAAUUUCUCGCCCGGUUCUUCCGCCGGAAGAUUGCCGGAGUGAUUGCGAUUCUUCGUCGUCGGUGGUGGAUCAUCGUUGUGAUAUCGAUCAAACGUCAUUGUUUUUGCCUAAACAACCUCUGCCGUUUGAUCUGAAUCUACCCCCUCCAUCAGAUGAUGUUGAUGCUGAUGAUUUACACGUCACCGCUUUAUGUCUCUAAUUACUCCUGUUACGGUGAUGUAUGUUUGUUGUUAAUCAAUUUGAUGAUGAAGAAAAAAGAUAAAAAAGAAAGUUUUUUUUUUAGUUUUCUUUGUUAAAGCUGCUUACUUUUUUUCUUCAAAUUUUUCUCGGGAAAAAAUGAUGUAAAACCCAAAUGGUGGAUAUUGAGAAACAAAAAAUUUGGGAUUUUUAGAUAAUGUGUAGAUUAGUGUACUACUGAGUUAUGAUACGAUUUGUAUUAAGAAAGAUUGUAUCUGUAUUUGUAAUCUGUACCACAAAAACAUUGGAUCUGAUCUUGAGUUAUUCUCCUAUCUCUUGAUCUAGUUUUCUUUGCAAUUUUAUUUUUUUGAUUUUACCCUUUUGUAUCA